AUGCAACACCACCGUCUGUUGCAAUCGACGCACCACUUGCCCCGAUCAUCAACGCGCAACAUGGCCGAAAACGUGGCACCCACGACAGGCAUCGCCGGCGCCACGCCGAGCCUGCAAAUGUACAAGCAGGAACAGGUCAAGCUCAAGGCGAUGCUCGAGCAGCGCAACCAGGUCGCCCGCCGCCUCGCCGCCAUAGAAUCCGACAUUGAGACCAAGGAGGCCGCCUACCUCGACUCGACGCCCCACGGCAAUAUCAUCGCCGGCUUCGACAACUACAUCAAGGGCACCAGCGGCGCCGGCGCCCAGCGCCGCAAGCAGGGCAACACGGAGCAGCACCGCGUCUUCUCGCGCUCCAGCAUCUCCUAUCGCCCCGGCAGUGCACGUUCACCCCGACCCUUUCGUCCAACCUUUCACGGAGAACAGGGGCAGAUGGCUAACACGUAG
This is a messenger RNA of Verticillium nonalfalfae, 444 nucleotides long. RefSeq lists its product as uncharacterized. Gene Ontology annotation, cellular component: NuA4 histone acetyltransferase complex. The record is from RefSeq and is a predicted model, not a curated record. NCBI's taxonomy places the organism in Eukaryota, Fungi, Ascomycota, Sordariomycetes, Glomerellales, Plectosphaerellaceae. The transcript has a single exon. Bases 1 to 444 code for a protein of 147 amino acids.